UUAAAGAGCAGAAAUUAAGCAUUAUUUACACCUUCAGUAAGCCAUGAAUUUGAGUAUGAGCACUGUAGCUACUAAAAUUGAGCGUUGGGCUUCGAGUAUUUGGUGGUUGUUAAUGAUGAUGAUUGCUAUUUUAAUAUUCCGACCUACACAAGGAGGUUGCAUAGAAGAGGAGAGAAGAGCCUUGCUGGACAUCAAAUCCUCUUUUAUUAACUCAUAUGAUUCAAAUCCAGAACAUCUUCUCCCCACAUGGAUUGAUUAUGGCAAUGGCAGCGAGUGUUGUGAUUGGGAGAGGGUCAAGUGCAACACAACCACAGGCCAUGUCACAGAGCUUUCUUUGUGUAACGUGAAUGAAAUAUCAAACCAACAUGUAAGCUAUGGGUUCAGGGGAUAUUGGCCAUUGAAUGUUUCCCUCUUUCUUCAUUUUGAAGAGCUAACAAGUCUCAAUUUGUCAAAUAAUUAUCUUGAUGGUGCGAUCAUGAAAACAGAACUUGGAAAGUUGAAAAGUUUGAAAAAGCUAGAGAUACUAGACCUCAGCAGGAAUUUUGAUAUUGACAAUGGCAUCAUUCCAUCAUUGGGUGCACUCACUUCACUCAAAAUUUUGGAUCUUAGCACAACCGACUUGGGGGGAUACUUCCCUACUAAUGGAAAAAGUUUGCACCCUUUUUUUACGUAUAUUGCAGAAUUUGCAGCUUUAGAAAACUUGGAGAUGUUGGAUCUAACUGGCUGCCACUUUAGUGGUACAUUCCAAAUACAAGGUUCUGAGAGGGUUUCAAUAUUGAAUAAGUUAGAGAUUUUGAACCUUGGGGGCAAUAACUUCAAUGACAGCCUUAUUACAUCUUUACGUUUCAUUCCAUCACUUAAAACCCUAGAUCUUCAUGGUAUCGCACUAUCUCGAUCAUUUCCAGCUCAAGAACUAGCUCAUCUGACUAACCUCGAGAAGUUGGAUUUGAGUUUUACUGGGCUGAAAGGAAUACCAAAUAUCGAAGCUUGUAAGCAAUUAUCAAGAUUGAAAAGGCUGGAGAGUAUAGUUCUUCCCUCUAACAAUUUCAACAAGAGCAUCAUAUCCUGCCUAAGUUCCCUCCCAUCCCUGAAGAUCCUUGAUCUUUCAGUUUCUUUCCUAUGGGGAAGUUCCUUUCCCUUCCAAGUUUCUUAUCCAGCUAAUUCAGAAUUCGAUAUGUUGCCUACUUUGGAAGCCCUGUUCCUGAAAACUAAUGGUUUCCGUGGAACACUACCAAUGGAAGCUUUCACAUCUUUACACAAUCUGGAGGUCUUAGAUUUGAGGGAGAACAAUUUUGUUGGGAUCAUCCCAUCAGCAAUACAGGCAUUAUCUUCCCUAAGAGUUGUCUCAUUCGCUAACAAUAAGCUCAACGGCUCAUUACCAGAUGGCUUCUGUGAAUUGAAGAACCUCCGUGAGUUGGAUCUUAGUGACAACAUGUUCGAUGGAAGUCUGCCUCAAUGUUUCAGUAGUCUAUCAUCUCUUAAGUUGUUGGAUAUUUCUUCAAAUCAAUUCACAGGCAAACUUCUGCCAUCACUCAUUGCUAAUCUCACGUCUCUUGAGUACGUUGAUUUUAGUCAUAACAAAUUUGAAGGUUCAUUCUCGUUCAGCUCGUUCUCCAAUCAUACAAAGCUUGAGGUAGUUGUAUUUAGCAGCGACAACAACAAAUUUGAGGUGGAAACAGAAGAGCCUAUUGGUUGGAUUCCAAUGUUCCAGUUGAAAAUUUUAGCGCUAUCCAAUUGCAAUGUGAACAGGCGUAAAGGACAAGUUGUUCCUAGGUUUCUACUUCACCAACGAGAGUUAAUAUUGGUAGACGUAUCUCACAACUCCUUGGAGGGACAGUUUCCAAAUUGGUUGAUUGAUAAUAAUGUGAAUCUACAAAUUCUUAAUCUAAGGAACAACUCCUUUGGUGGUAUUAUUCUUAUGCCAUUACUUACGAAUUCUAAUAUGAACGGUUUGGAUAUCUCUGAAAAUCACAUGAAUGGUACUAUUCCGGAAGAAAUGCAAAAGUUCCUUCCUUACAUAUCUGUUUUAAAUCUGUCUAGGAAUGCCUUAAGUGGUGUUAUCCCGUCUUCAAUAUGUAAUUUGAGUGAAUUAUUGAUAAUGGAUUUAUCUGACAAUGAGUUAUCAGGAGAAGUCCCAAAGGAAUUCCUUACAAACCACUCUCAGAUAAGUAUAUUAAAAUUAUCAAGGAACAAAUUGCAUGGUCAGGUACUAUCAGGAAACUUACGCUUGGGUAACUUCCGUAGAAUUCACUUAGAUAGCAAUAAUUUCACAGGGGAAAUUGGAACUAAGAGCACGGAAAUUUAUGAAGGUCUGAGUGUUCUGGAUAUUAGCAAUAACUUUUUUACUGGCAUGAUCCCUGCUUGGAUUAGCAACAUGAGAGGAGUUGAUGUCAGGUGCGAACUCCUGGCAAGAAAUAAUAGUUUAGAAGGCAGCUUUCCAUGUGGAACAGCUCAAUUCUCGUUUCUGGAUAUCUCACAAAAUUCUUUCUCUGGGCCCAUCCCAUCUUGCUUAGAUUUGCAAUAUAUGGAGCAUCUUCAUUUGGGUUCUAAUAGAUUCACAGGAUCGGUGCCUAAUGCCUUCCGCAAUUUGACUAAUGUUUUGACUUUGGACAUAGGCAACAAUAACUUAUCAGGCAUGAUUCCCGAAUUUCUUGGAGAACUAUCCAAAUUAAGGAUUCUUCUUUUGAGAAAAAAUAACUUUAGUGGUGUGAUUCCGAAGCAGUUGUGCAAAUUAAGUAAUGCAAGCUUGAUAGAUGUAUCUUAUAACUCACUCUUUGGUUCAAUACCUAGCUGCCUACAAAAUAUUACUGGUCCUGUCCACCUCGCUUUCAUAGAAAAAAGCCUUAUGACUUACAGUAUUAUGUCAUUUUAUACUCACAGUAGUGUUCUAAAUAAGAUGUUUUAUCCCCAAAGGCUCAAUUGGAUGUUUGAAACACAAGACGAAGUUCGGUUUACAACAAAAAGUCUCUCUCUCCCCUACAAAGGUGACAUUCUUGAUAUCAUGUCGGGAUUGGAUCUAUCAUGUAACAAACUUACAAGUGAAAUUCCAGAAGAAUUGGGGUUGUUAACACAGAUUCGUGCUUUGAACCUGUCUCACAAUCAGCUGAUUGGACCUAUUCCAGUAAACUUUUCAAAUCUUGCAAAUAUAGAGAGCUUGGACCUUUCUUCAAAUGGUUUGACUGGAAAACUUCCAUCAGAACUUAUUAAGCUGACUUCUCUGUCUAUUUUCAAUGUUUCUCACAACAAUCUAUCAGGCAGACUCCCAGAAAUGAAAUCACAAUUUGGUACAUUCACAGAGGCAAGCUAUGAAGGGAAUCCACUUCUUUGUGGACCGCCACUAGAGAAGAAAUGCACGACUAAUUCACAGGUGACCCAUCCAUCAGUUGAAGAAGACAAUGACAAAUGGUAUGAUAUCAACAUGACAUCUUUCUAUGGAAGUUCUAGUUCCACAUGUAUUGUGGUAUUAUUUGGAUUUUUUGCACUUCUUUACAUCAAUCCUCACUGGCGUAGAAGGUGGUUGGACUGGGUUGAAGAUUGUAUGUUCACAUGUUAUUACUUCUUUCAUAAAUUAGUAAGCAAGCUUGCCACACCCUUUCACAAAUAGGUACUCCUUAACGUUAAUGUCAAAUAGAAUAUACUCAAACUUGCUUUUGUAUGUAUUUAUUGGUGUUUGUUUUGAUAUAUGGAUGAUGGUAUAAAUAGGCUAGUAAU
Messenger RNA from Lactuca sativa (garden lettuce), 3711 nucleotides. RefSeq names its product cuscuta receptor 1. The record is from RefSeq and is a predicted model, not a curated record. NCBI's taxonomy places the organism in Eukaryota, Viridiplantae, Streptophyta, Magnoliopsida, Asterales, Asteraceae. Gene Ontology annotation, molecular function: protein binding.